Micropterus salmoides (largemouth bass) is the source of this 1627-nucleotide messenger RNA. Its product is annotated as phosphatidylinositol 3-kinase regulatory subunit beta-like. Bases 821 to 1627 code for a protein of 268 amino acids. Gene Ontology annotation, molecular function: 1-phosphatidylinositol-3-kinase regulator activity. Gene Ontology annotation, cellular component: phosphatidylinositol 3-kinase complex. The record is from RefSeq and is a predicted model, not a curated record. The transcript is spliced from 6 exons. Lineage: Eukaryota; Metazoa; Chordata; Actinopteri; Centrarchiformes; Centrarchidae. Gene Ontology annotation, biological process: phosphatidylinositol phosphate biosynthetic process; insulin receptor signaling pathway.
UGGAAAACAUCUUGGAAAAAGCUUGAUUUUCAUGAAGACAUGAGGGAUAUCAAAGAAGAGAAGAGGAAAUACCUAGAGGAAUGUCAUCGUGGGAAAGUGUUGCACUCAAAUUGGACGGACAACAACCAAGUGGAGAGGAUCUUUAAAAGAUGGUGGACAUGGGAGGAAAGGCAGUACUGGAAAGGAAGGAGGAGUGGGGGGGUGGAGGGACAUGGGAUGGCGUGAGGACCGAGGCCUGUGGUUGGUUUGAUCUGAGCCACGUGUGCGUCCAGCCACGUCUCUUCACCGCUUCAUGGAUGUCAAUGAAACGUUGGCUUCUCCUGCCGCCUUCUGUCUUGGCCCAGGUUUUCUGAUAUGCGAGUCCUUGAGGAAGAAACCAGACAGUCGAGCUUCAGUCUGUCACUCUGCAGUGGGUUAACAGAUCAACAACAAGUGUCAAGGUGUCUAUGAAGAAGGCACUGUUAUUCUGGGUAGCUCCUAGGUAUGAAUCCCUUUAAUCAAAUGACUGUGAAGCAGAACAGUGCUCGACUAUAGAAAACACCCACAGAAUAUAUAAAAGUUAAAACACAGGCUCUCCUGGCAAUGUCAUUGCUCUGCUCUGUGAUGAGGUUAAAAAGGGGUUUUAGGAUGAGGAACAUGCUCUACCUCCAAAAUACAGGGCAGCCUUGAUUGAACUCUGUACCGUCACCCUCUUUAUCCACAGCCAUGAGUGCAACUGUAAGCUGAUAGUAUGUGAUCAACAGCACUGUGGUACAUACCAUCCUACUGCUUCACCACCUCAAUAAAAACCUAGCUGGACUAUUCAGUCUGUGUUGUGAAAAUGGCAGAAGAGGGUUUCCAGCUCAGAGCUUUCGACAGCAAAAACCGCACAGGGGACGACGAGCACCUGCCAGCUGAUUUCCCAACGUCAUCACUAGCCUCUCUCCAUCUCAGGGAGGAGGCUGUGUUCGUCAACGAGAGCACCGACCAUAUGGUGAAUAAUCCUGAGCCCCAUUCUUUAUUUCCUGAGAUGAUGUCAUCACUGCUUAACCAAUCACAACAGCAGACAGACAUUUCCCCUGCAACUAGGCCUGAGCCUUCACCAGUAGUUCAAGAAUUUUUGGAGCCUGAGAUGGGCCAAAACGACAGCGAGGCGCAGUCACACACCCUGAUGGCAUUUAUGCAGGAGCUUUCCUCCCCUGUUGAUCAUGAUGAUGCGUUUCCUGCCUUAAGAACCAACACUGCCAAGGAAGGAGGACCCAAGAACAACAUAACCAAAGCGAUGGCAGCAUGUGACUCCAGCACUGAUGGCAACCACCUGUCUGAUGCAGAGUGGUACUGGGGAAAUAUCUCGAGAGAGGAAGUAAACGAGAUGAUGAGAAACACCCCUGAUGGCACAUUCCUGGUCCGAAAUGCUUCUAGUAAGGUUAAGGGGGAAUACACUCUCACACUAAGAAAAGAUGGCUCCAACAGACUGAUAAAGAUCUUUCAUCAUGGGGGAAAGUACGGCUUUUCUGAGCCACUGGCCUUUCCCUCUAUGGUGGACUUGAUCCAGUAUUACCAGAACAAGUCUCUGGCCCAGUACAACGCUAAACUGGACACACGGCUACUCUACCCCAUAUCCAGGUACCAGCAGGUGGGUUUAUGA